Camelus dromedarius (Arabian camel) is the source of this 10838-nucleotide messenger RNA. RefSeq names its product large ribosomal subunit protein uL22-like. Bases 5833 to 6282 code for a protein of 149 amino acids. Gene Ontology annotation, molecular function: structural constituent of ribosome. The record is from RefSeq and is a predicted model, not a curated record. The transcript has a single exon. Gene Ontology annotation, biological process: cytoplasmic translation. Lineage: Eukaryota; Metazoa; Chordata; Mammalia; Artiodactyla; Camelidae. Gene Ontology annotation, cellular component: ribosome; cytosolic large ribosomal subunit.
AGUGGGCCCGGAAUACUGUGUUCUAAAAACUCAGAUGCUGUUCCGUUCUCAUCCUGUGCCAGCUUCCUAGCAGCUGGCACCAUGUGCUUUCAGGUUUUUUUUCCAGUGGUAUUUGGAUAUGCUUGUUUACCUUUGUGCACGCACCAUUUUAACCAGAAAUUCUGCCUUGUUGUCCUGGGCGGUUUUGUUUUCAUUUCUUACACCACUAUUGAAGUGACUGGUCUGCUCAGCGGUGGUACAGCGGAAGCCUCGGAAAGUCACCUGCAAGACAGCCUCCUCUCCUCUCCUGUCAUGGAAUCCUACCUUAAGGCGUUUCUUAAGUGGAGAUACGUCUCACAACGGACUGUAAGUGGUCAUCCUUUAUUGCUUUCUGCUUCUGGAAAUGUAACAGGUACAGACAUUUGAUUUCCCUAUGGUUUACUAAGAAGAAGAAAACCCACGUUACUCUCAAGGUGCUAUUAAAAGACUCACAUCAACCUUCAGUGGAGCUGGACACACAGGCUGCUGGUCCAUAUGCUCGAAGCGCUUCUGUGCUUUUGGUGUGACACCAGCCCUUCCUGGUCAUGGCUGAGGCAUCAUACCCCUUGGGUAGUAUGACUCUUUGCUCUCAGGAAUUGAUGCACACGUCUUUACCGGAGCCCCUGACUAACCCCAGGAUCAGGCAAGGUCUUGGUCAUUUUUUCGGUUGUUCAGCUUUUGACCUUGGAGCAGGGCGCAAGUUUUACAGUCAACUUCCAGCGCUUUUAUUUCGGUGGAGAUUUUUCUUUGGGCCAUGUUUGCUGUUCUGUAUAUUUCUGCAGUCUGUAUAGUGGAAAUUUCCCUAAACUUUUGGAACCGUUACUACUUCUUUUUUUAAACUUUUUUUUAAAAAUUUUUUUAAUUGUUUUGUCCAACUACUCAAAAAUGUUUUAAUUAAUUUUUUAAUCUUUUUUGGGAGAAGGUAAUUAAGUUGUUCAUUUUUUAAAUAGAGGUAUUGGGUAUUGAACCGAGGCCCUCAGGCACGCUAAGCAUGUACUCUACCACUGAGCUAUACCCUCGCCCCCUCCUCCCACUACUUCUUACACUUAUCUUCCUAAAGUAGUUUGUCCCCCUAAAUCAGCUAUUCUUAGAGGGUGAACUAUCUGGCAGUUAUUUUUUAAUGUUAGAUCCCAGGAAAUCUACUCAAUUUGCAUCGGGCUUUUCAGAUUCUGUGGGUCUUCACCGGUGCUCAGUCAGACUUCGUAUGUGAAAGUAAUGGGCACAUCUGGGUGUUUCACUAUCUCAUUCCUUUUGGUAACUCAGUCUGUCUUCUGGUGGUUGUCACUGACCAGCCUCUCCUUGGAGCUUAUUUGAAUCUUUGAGCAAUAACGUAGAAUUACUGUGAAAACAGUUUACAUCAAAGGUCAGCCGUGCAUUUGAAUAUUGGCUAGCACAUUUUGCAUUUUCACUGCUUUUACAGUCUCUAUAACUUAGGUAGAGAAUUAAGCCUUGCUUGUUCCCACUCCGUAGAUGGGGAAAUAGUGAGAAUGAAGUGACUUCCUGGGGUCCCCACUGAGAUUUCAUGACGGACCCAAAACAAGAGCUUCAUGUCUGGCUCCGGUUCCACUGUCCUCCUCACCACCCCUUGCCAGCUCCAGUGCUGACUCAACUGUAAACACUCCCGUGAGGGCGUGUAGCUUUGGACCAGGAGAGGGGAGAGGUGGUAUAAGUAGCCAAACUGGGUUGAUAAUACAAAGGGCAUUUUCACUUGGCCCUAGAGCAUGUUUUUUUUUGUACUUAAGUCAAUUAAGAGGUGUGUUCACUGUUCUGGAAACUUAACGGCACUGCAGACUCUGUAAGGAAGCCACCUAAGGACCUGGAACGUCAUGGGCAUCCCCAGGCUUCCAGGCCAAGAGCCCUCCCUGAUCCCCUCUCUGGUUUGUUUCUGGUUCCCUUGACCAAAGGUUUCUAGAAUUAGGGACCUUGCAUUAGUUCUGUAUGCCUAGAGCUCAGCAAAGUGUGUGAUACACAUUAGGGUUUUAGGAAGAGAUCAAAGAAGGGAUGGAAACACCUUCAGUUCAGAAAAAAAAUUUUUUUUAAUCCCAAGUGUUUAGGGCUAAAGGUAAUUGGGUAAUUCAAAGCAUUUCCCAUGAUUCUGAAUCUUAAUUGCCAUGCUCAUUGCUGGAGCAAUAAAGAUAAGAUAGGUCCUAACAGGGAAAGAAACAUUCUGUAGAAAAGGGCCCUGAGAUGAGCAUGGUCAAAGGGUGGAUACCUGCCUCCAUGGCACCUGGGAUGUGGGGUGGCCUGGAUCCUGUGGCAUUGGAGCUGACUUUGAAGGGCAAGCUUGGCAAGCUCUUGGAAAAGCAGGAGGUAGGAUUUUAGAGCAGGGUUUGCAGCUUUCAGCCUGCUCCUAGAGCUGACUUGAAGGCCUGCUGGGGAGUGCCUAGGUGGGUGAGCCUGCAGAGGCACUGUGGGGGAGCUGCGUGCAGGUUCCGGGCAAGCUGUUCCCAUCGUUGGGGAUUGUAAGUGGGCAGAGAUGUUGCUUAUUUGGCCUGUUCUUUACAGGCAGGAGAGAAUUCUACCUAAGGUGGACUAACGCAUGGCCUUGGGCAGUUUCCUUUCCUCUUCUGAGUCCCAGGCCCUGCUCUGUAACAUGGGAUCACAUCUGCUCCUGUGGGGUUGUUGUGAGGUGUCAGAGUGAGUGAGGGCCCAGUGCUGGGCAGGAGGUCGUGUCCGCAGCCCAGCGGGGGCCUAACAUCAGGUAGUUGGCAGGGUGGGGAUGGGUGGGCCCCUCUGGUGGGAGGGUGGCAACUACAGAGCUCUUGGUAUUAUUUUUAUUACUAUUUCUAGAAGAAAUCAUGCUAAAGAUUUAAAAAAUGCAGGUAAUUCAGAAGUACAUCAAGAUGAAAAUAAUAACUGAAAUCACACAACCUAGAGAUCAGCCUCAGACAUUUUUUCCCCCCUCAUGAUUUUCUAGACAGAAAUGAGAAUUUUUUCCUCUUGAAAACAGUCCUCUGGUGGAUGUCUUUCUAUGUUACACAUAGGCCUAUCUAAUAAUUUUAAUGACCACAUGGUGUCAAUUUCAUGACAUUAAUGUUAUUCAUCCCUUGCUGAGGACAUUUAGCUUAUUACUUUUUUUUUUGGCCACUACAAAUAAUGCACUGAGAUUUGCUUUCAUGUGCACAUUUGUAUGUUUAUCUCAGAACUAUUUUCAGUUUGUACUCCCACCUGAAGUUUGUGGGAGUGUCUCUUGCCACAUCCCUGAGAACCCCGUGUUAUCAUUUUUCAACUCCUUGCUAAUGGAUCUCAAUGUUAUACUUGAUAUUUACUUAAUUUCUAGUGAGAUGAACCCCUUCCCAUGUUUUGACUGGCCAUUUAUCUUUCAGAUGUGGUGAAGUGCUGUUUGUGACCUUGGCUGGUUUUUCUCUUCGUCUUUUUCUUACAGAACAGCCUUCACUGAAGGAGGCCUUAAACCCCUCUUGUCUUCCUCAGGCCUGCAUUACUUAGAAGCAAGUGGCUUAUGUAUUAACAAACUAACUUUUCCAGUUAAUCUAGGACGGGGAACAGGGGCAGUUUUGCCCCCAGGGAAUAGUUGGCAACAUCUGAGACAUUUUUGUCACAACUGAGAGAGGGUGUAGUACAGGUGGUGGGCAGAGACCAAGGCUGCUGCUGAACACCCUGUGGUGCACGGGGCAGCCCCCACUACACAGCAGCAUCUAGCUUCAAACAUUAGCAGUGCUGAGGUGGAGAGGCCCUACCCUCGGGUCACAUUUCCCCCUUCAGUUAUAUAGAAAAACUGCCAGGAGCUGAGAGCCGACUUUAUUAUAUCCCUGCCCUUGCUUUCUGCCGUGCCCAAGUGCUGCUGAUUAAAUUACCCUGAAAUCCCACAGGGCCUGCUGCUUCCUCGCAGGUCUCUACCAGCCCAGUGCUGUCUCCAGGAGUGGCUUCAUUACUCUGCUGCAGCGUCCCUCGUGCGCCGACACAGUCCAAGUUCAGACACCCUCCUGUCUGCAGAACGACCCACAGGUUUACAAACAGCCCCCUCCCCACCCGGCAGAUCGGCUCUCCCCAGGCCCUACAGCAGCUCUCUGCACAGAAUGACUUUGUGGGUCGGGGGAGGAGAAAUGUCACUACAGAUUACAUUUGGAAAGCUAGUCACUCUACUAUAAAAAGGUACCACAUAAGUAAAUAGUAAUAAUUAAAAAAAAAAAGUAGCUGGUGGGAUGAUGAGAGUUCUUUCCUACACAGCACUUUUCCCGAUGGCGGCAUCAGUGCACUGCCCUCCAGGCCCUUUUCCUGUUCGGAUUCUUCUAGCAUAGGUUGUCCUCAUGGUCUGAGGACAGUUUUGGGUCCAGGAUCCCUGUUUUUGCUCAGUCACAUGUCUGCGACGUUUCGCGUCCAGGCCGCUUUCACAGACACGGAGAGGAACAGGUGACCCUGUGGACGGUGAGCGAACAGCGGGAGUCGUGCCUGCCGGCCCCGCAGACCCUCGCCCCUUAUCUUCAUGCUUGUGCACAGCUCGCCUCGUGUCUGCUGUCAGAGCUGAACUGCUGGACUUGUUACAUACAGAAGUACAGCCUUCAGUAUUACCAUAAAGAAACAAAACAACUGGCCAAUUACACCCAUGGGCCAAGCAGUCAAUCACACGUUUGGACAGGGGUCCAGCUGUACUGUUUCUCAGGACUGUGCGUUCUGUGGACCCAGAGGAACCAAAACACAUCACUGCUAGAAAUGCAUUAUUUGUAAGUGGGUACUUCCAGAGUUUUUGGUAGGGUCAAUAGCUCCUCCAGUCUUUGAACUUUUUAAAUUCGUAAGUUUUUUAUGCAGCAUAGAGUAGGCAAGCUCGGGUCAGCUUGCAUCCAGAUUACCACAAAAUCAAAAGUGUUCGCUAAAAGAGAAAAGUGGUGUUGCCAGUGAAAUUCAAGAUUUCAGACCGUGUUGGCCACAUGUCACUGUUAACACACACUCCUUAGUAACAGCAGUCUGAGCUGUGAGUAGCAUCCUAAUUUUAUUGACAAGAACACAGGCGUUAGUCACUUUGAGUAAAUUAACUUCUUUUGGCUUUGGUUUUCCUCAUUUGUCAGAGGAGGGUGAUCGCUGAGGUAUCUUGCAGAUCCAAAAUUCUGAUUUUUGUCUUACAGCAAGGCCAGGGCCUAGCAGCUUGGCGUUGGCUUUGAUUCUCACAGGGAGUGGAAACCAGCCAUCCGGAGCCUGUUUUCCUCAACCCAGGGCUUCCCCUUCUCUCUUGAGGGUUUCAACUGGGGCUCCCUAUUUUCUGCCUCUUUCUCCUCAAAUUUUAGAUAGACACUGUAUUCUCUGCUGGGACCAACUUAUCUUGUACUGCUGCUCUGCACCUGUGAAGACAGCUGCUGUGGUUUCCAUCAUAAAAACAGCUGCCUUUUGGCAGGGAGGCAUGGAACUGGACUGUGUGGCUGUACCUAACAGUGCUAAGUUAUUUAGGCCUGCUUGACCCGAGAUACUCAGAGCAUCUUGGAAUUCCCGUUAAGGGCUUCUGCAGUCAUCGCUCAGUAAAAGGUUUUCAUGGCAUUUCUUUUGUGAUUGCUAGGCAGAAACCUGACAAUGUAGAAAAUUACAUUUUAAAGUGUAUGAAAUUACAAAGAAAUUAAAUUGUGCCAAAGUAGAUUCCUAUCCUCCCAAAGAUAACCACUAAUGAAAGUUUCACUGUAAAGUUUUGCCUGUAUUUUGCACAUAAACAUGUAUUUUCCAUUAGUACAUAAAUGGAAGUAUAAUCCUGCUGUACAUAUUAUUUAAGAAUAAACAGCUUUUCCGUUAGGUGACCUCUAAAAAUGGUUCGCUAUUCACUUGACCCAGAAAAUCCCACAAAGUCAUGCAAAUCAAGAGGUUCAUACCUUUAUGUUCACUUUAAGAACACUCGUGAAUACUGCCCAUGCCAUUAAGGGUAUGCAUAUCCGAAAAGCCACCAAGUAUCUGAAGGAUGUCACGUCACAGAAGCAGUGUGUGCCGUUCCGUCGUUACAGUGGUGGAGCUAGUAGGUGUGCCCAGGCAGAACAGUGGGGCUGGAUGCAGGGUCGAUGGCCCAAAAAGAGGGCUGAAUUUUUACUGCACAUGCUCAAAAACACAGAGAGUAAUGCUGAACGUAAGGGCUUAGAUGUAGAUUCUCUGGUCACUGAGCACAUCCAGGUGGACAAAGCUUCCAAGAUGCGACACAGGACUUACAGAGCUCAUGGUCAGAUCGACCCUUACACAAGCUCUCCCUGCCGCGUGGAGAUGAUACCUGCUGAAAAAGAGCAGGUUGUUCCUAAACCAGAAGAGGAGUUUGCACAGAAGAAAAAGAUACCCUAGAAGAAACUGAGGAAAUAAAAAUUUAUGGCCUGGAAAUAAAUUCAGCAAAAAAUAAACGCAAAUUAAAGUAUAAACAGACAAGUAAACAGAUCCUGUUAGAUUAACUUAACCCAAUUAUAGCAAAUUCAUUUCCAGAGCAGAGAAAGUGUACAUUUUAUUUGAAUCAUCUGGCCUCUUAACUAAAGCCUGGGUAGGGUUGAGAGCCCGUUUAGAACUGCACACAAGUUUGGCCUUGCGUUUCUGCAUCCCUUUUCCUUGUCUGGUUUUUACAGUAGAGAAACAAAUCUUUGUGUUCCUCAUGACUAAGUUAAUAGGCAUUGUACCUUGGCCGGAGUUGACCUGCAUGAAGCAUGCAGAGGACAAAGCCAAUCGCAAGAGACUCCCACUUUCUUGAGGGAGCUAAGAGGAAAAGAUGGGGAACCCUGCUUACAAUAUCCCAUGCAGGCCAUCCACUUCAGUGACUCAUUAAAUACAGAAAUUUAAAAUAUAUAUAUAUAUAAAACGACUGGGAAGGACACGUGGAGACUGGAUGUCUGGUGCAGGGAAAGGAUGAUCUGAGCUCAGAGCAGCCACGUUCCGCCCAAUGCCAGCUCUGCUUUGUCAGAUGUCUGGUCCACCUGAUGGUUUUUGAGGGCAUGAGGGAUGUCAGUUUCUGAGGAUUCUCACAGCUGCUCCAUGGGGUGCUGUUUGGAGCUGGAAUCUUCUGUGCUCCCCUCCACAGUCUCGGAGGCCCAGAGUCCCCCCCCCACAACACUGGACUCAGUUUCUCCAGGGAGGGUUUCAUCUGGGCAGUAGUCCAGGGCGUGCCCCAAGAGCUCAGCCCCUGGCACCCGCACCCUUCCUGAGCUUUGUCUGCAGCCUGCUAAGUGCCAGCUUGGAAGCCCGAGAUAAAUAGUCUUGCAGCAGCUUAGCAGUCGGCUGGGCUCAUUUAUUUGACACAAAUAAGCUCAUUGACCUGAUUUAGCGCAGGGAGGAACCACGGAGUCCAGCCCAAUGUGAUCUUAAAGCCCUGUCUUUUCACCGCAGCCUUUUCGGACUUUCAAGGACAGACGCGAUUUAAACGAUGAUGCUCGUGGGCGCUAUGUCAAAGGCAGGAGAGGGGAGAGAGAAUGGAGAGAUGGGAAGAAGAGGAAGGGGAGAGAAGUAUGAGGUGCUGGUGGUACGAAAACCAACAGUUGCUCUCUGUGCCACUUGGUGGCACCAAUUCCAUAGGUUUUCUGUGCUCAGCAUAAUUCCUGUCAGGAGACCGUGGGGCCCGUGCCUUUGCGGGCUCCCUCUCUGCAAGACAAUGAAGCUGUUUCUGCGGACGGACGGAGAACCAUCUGGUGGUGAUGGUUCUUUCCCGGCACCUGUCGAUUGAUUCUGUGCUCAGGGACUCAGGGGAGUCUCCUUUGCAGGGAGAGGGAAAUAGGUCUGCUGCUGGUGCUGUCAAAGACCUGAGGCUUAACUCAGUGUGCGUGACAGCCCCCUCCUUCCUCCUGCUCUCCCAUUCACCAAGGCAGAACAUAGGACAGUCUCUGGAGGACUCCUGCCCAGAUGGAAAACAUUUGGAAAGUGCUCACAAUGUACCAUCCUGCACACCCGUCAUCACUUUCACACGGCACCACCUUCCGAGGCAGGUGUUCUUAUCUUCAUUUUAAGAGGAUUUAACCUGAUGCUCAGGCUAAAUUUUGCUCCAGGUUUUACCGUCAGGUGGUGGAGCCAUGUGCCAGCCUCAGAGCCCUUGAAGGCGCCUGUGAGCCCAGCCUCGGCCUGUUGUGAUAGCAGCGACUGUCUUCCCAUCAUUUCUGGUGCAAAAGGCUUCUUAUUUAAAUUCUAACAACCACCCUUACAAGGCUAGUAGGUCUUUUUAUCCUCAGUCUAAGGAAAUAAAGUCAGAAGUUAAUUUCUUUGCAUAGGGAAAUGCUAUCAGGAUAGUGAUUGAACCCAGAUCUUUUUUUGCUCUUGGACCUGUGCUUUUAUCCCCUGUGAUGUAGUAAGUGCCACACUGGGCUCUGAGCACUGAGGAGGGGGUCCUAGAAGGAGGCGGGGUUAUCUGUUCCGAAGCUUGCUGUUUGGCCCUGGGUUUGGAUCAUCCUUGAUUUAAGCGAAAUGUUUCACCUUUUCACUGCUUGUCCUUCCAGGAAGGGUUUUUGAAGAAUGCCCUGGAAGGUAAACUUAGCCUUUCAGCACAGCCCUGGUGAGAAGGCUUUAUCUUAACAUUGUUUUUAACACCAAGCAGAGUCCUUAUAAUGAGCUGAAUGGUUCCCCCCCACUGCCCCCGAAAUCUGCAUGCUGAAGUCCCGACCUCCCAGUGCACAGAAUGUAGCAUAUUUAGAGAGAAAGUCUUUGAAGAGGUGAGGCCUUGAGAGUGGCUUCUAAUCCAAUAGGGCUGUGUCCUUAUAAAAAGAGGGAGCAAACCAGGGCUUCAAGAAGGCCGCCGUCUGCAAGCUGAGGGGAGCCUCAGGAGAAACAAGCCUACUGACACCUUGAUCUUGGACUUCAGCCUCCAGAACUGUGAGAGAAUAAACUGUCGUUUGAGCUCCCGGGUCUGUGGUAUUUCUGUGACGGUAGCUGCACUGGCUGAUACAGCCCUUGAAGGAAGCGCUGCUGAGUUGAUACGUAAACCCAAAGGACAGCAGGGGCAGGGGAAGCACUGAGUUGUGCUGCUGGAGUUCUUCCUGGCUCUAGGGUGUCUCCUCUUUUCUGGGCCUGUUUGCCCAUCUGCGACAGUGUACACGGGAGUGUGCACCAGGUUCCUUCCAGCCCUGGCCUUCUGGGAUUCUAGCCGGUAGCUACUAGACCCGGAGAGGGCUGCUUUGCCUCCCGGGGGAUGUGUGAGGAGUUUUGGUUGUCAUAACGUGUGUGUGGAGGGGCUGCUGGCCUCUCGUUGAGGCCCCGGAUGCGGCUCAGCAUCUUAGAGUGCACUGCAGAUGCCCCGCACGUCCCCCAGGGUUAUCCAGCCUGUGUCAGCAGUGCCGAGGUGGAGAAACCCUGGGUUACACUUUGUUGCCCCUUGAAUGGUGAUGACACGGAAUUGCCGGCCCCAGUGGUUCCUUCAGCAGGUACUUACUUGGCACCUGCUGUGUGCCCGGCUCUCUGCUGGGGAGCGUACAGACUGGAAGACAGCCUCCUGGAAUUUAAAAUCGAGUUGAUCCUGAGCCUCAGGUUGUGGCAACGUGGUACCUAAUCACAUCCUGAGGUGUUGAUGCUGCCAUCCCCCUGAGGAUAAACUGUCAGUUUGGGUUUCCAGAGAAAGUCUUUUAUGCCUGGACAGCACAGACACCAUUUAUUUAGUCCUACCUCAUUCAUAGGUCUACACUAGUAUAGCUUGUUUCUUUCCAAAAAGGAUUUGAGGAAACUCUACAUAUUUGUAUGUAAUACUGAUUAGCAAAACAGAAAUUAAAUUAGAACCAGUCUAAAAUAGAAUGCAGAUAUGAGACAGCAGUACAGUUGAUGCGAUUGAAUUUCUUGGCAGCAAUGGCAAAAAGGGAAAUACUUCCCUCAUGUUAAUACAAAGCAUUAAUGACAUUGUACUGAUCUUUCCUCAGAGGAUGCAAAGUCUACAAUAAAAUUUUCAUACGGGCUUUAGACAGAGGAGACCGACUGGUAUUUAGUACAUAUACUGUGUGUACCAAGCCUACCAAAAGCAGGCAUUUUUGGAUGUUGGAUAGAAUGAUAAAUUAGAAAUGGUCUCUGAUUUCAGAUAACAAUGUCUGUUGGGGGACACAGGCAGUUAUGUCACUACUUGUUACUUGGGAUUUUACACGUGAGAAUAGAGGAGUGUUACUCUGAGCGAGGCAGACGGGAAAGACCUAUGAGUAGAAUGACAUGUUUUCUAAUUUUUGUGAUUUUUUCUAAUUACAGAGUGACACAUUGCAUUGUAAAAAAAUUAGAGAAGUAACGAGAAUAAAAGCUGUCAUAAUCCUUCCAUCUGUAGAUAACCGCUAUUUGGUGUGUGUCUCUUCAUACACGUACACGUAUAUUAAUAUAUUUAACAAAAAAGGAAAUUGCCAUCCUGUUUUCCGUUUUGUAACCAAAUGAAUGGCCCUUGAAUGGGGCUUUGACAUCUGAGUGGGAGAUCACGAGGCCUGCGUGCCGGGUCGGCUGUGGAGUUAGGUAGCCAGGGUCAUGGCCCACCAAGAAUACAUUGAUCCAGGGAGAUGGGUAAAGGCCCACUUUUCAUUGCAAAGCACCAGGGGGCGUUCACGUGGUUACAGAGAUUGGUGUGUUCCCCGCCACCCCUCGCCUCUCCUGCAUUGUGCUGCCCAGCAGCCCUGGAACUGUGUUUUCUGUAGCAGCUUUGUUGAGAUGUAAUUCACUUACCAUGCAAUUCACUCACUUAAAGUGGACGAUUCAGUGAUUUUAGUCUAUUCAUGGAGUUGUGUGAUCAUCAUCACAAUCAAUUUUAGAACAUUUUCAUCAUGUUGGAAAGAAAUCUCGUACCCAUUAGCUGUCACCCCUGACCCUGCGCCCAUUCCUCCCAAUCUGUCCAGCCCUUGAGAGCCACUAGUCUAUUUUCUGCCUGUGUAGGUUUGCCUGUUCUGGACAUUUCAUAUACAUGGAAUCAUACAAUA